This is a messenger RNA of Gongylonema pulchrum, 507 nucleotides long. The record is from the annotation of a GenBank genome assembly. Lineage: Eukaryota; Metazoa; Nematoda; Chromadorea; Rhabditida; Gongylonematidae.
GCCAUAUCUGAAGCACCGGAUAAUAUAAUGUUGAAGUUCAAUCAUGCAUUCGUUUUGCAAAAAUUGGCGACACAAAUGCUUCGUGAUGAUAAAUCAUCGCUGGAGAUGGUCGUCGGCGCAGUUGAGGAUUUACGAACUGCUGCUGUAAUUUUCGAAUACAUAGCGCAGAACAAAGAUGAUACAAUGGGCCAAGCACGAGUUGUUAGUCGUACUGCAUCGGCUACCGAAGCACGUGCAUGCUACGAUUUACUUACACAGGCGCAAACUUAUCUUCAACGAGCUCGGGCACAAGAUGAGGAAGAACAGAAGCAGCGACAAAGGCAGGAGGAAGAGCGGCAGGCGCUUAGAAGGCAACAGGAACAAGAAGCCCGAGAACGGGAAGAAAAAGCUAGACAAGAGCUUGAAGCUCUCAAACAAAUGCGACAGGAAUAUGUUGAAAAGACGAAAGAGAUAUUGCGGUUGCCUACGGUGAAGGAGGAGGAGGAGGCGAAUCGCGCAAAAAGGUAA